UUUAGGGGCGGUGUGGGGCCGCUGCGGGGUUGGGUUCCGUUUCAGUUCCCCUACACGCUUCCCAGCACUCCCGUCCUCACUCGGUGCCCCAGCCCCGUCAUGAAGCCCCAGCGGGCGGAGGUGAGCAUCCCGCUGUACCCCCCCAGCCGGGGGCAGCCCCCCACCACCGGCCCCGACGAGCAGCCCCGGGACUUCUUUCUCUGGUCCCUCUUCAAUGUCAUGAUGGGUUACGGGCUCGCCUACCUCGGCUGCCUCUGCUUCCCUGCGCUCAUCUUCUCCAUCAAGGCCCGCGACUGCAAGAUGCUGGGGGACGUGGAGGGUGCCCGGCGGCACAGCACCCGGGCCAAGGUGUUGAACAUCAUCUGCUCCCUGCUGAUGGUCGUCACUGUGGUCGUUGUCAUCGUUGCCUUCGUGGCCAUCAUUACCUGACCACUGCUGGCCACAGCCCCUCGGCCAAUGGACCUACCUACCACCCUCCCACUGCCCCCCCCCCCCAAAAAAAAAACACGUGUACCCUCGUGUCUCUGCUUUGGGUAGAGGGGGAAGGGGCGGCCAGGAAGGCAGAGCCCUGUCCCCUUGCUGUCCACGGCUUGGCCAGCACCGCCGGUGGUUGGAAGGGGAUGGGUGGGCGGCCAGGGUGGGAUGGGUAGGGGGCAGCCCCCUUCCUCCUCCUACACUUGUGCUCCUCAGCAGAGAGCUGCUGGGCUCCCUGGGCCGCUCUGGUGUUUGUCCAAGCUACAAUGCUCAUGUAGAUUGCUGCUGCCACAAAUAAAGCUCCUGCUUGUCAA
Messenger RNA from Cygnus olor (mute swan), 788 nucleotides. Its product is annotated as dispanin subfamily A member 2b-like. The record is from RefSeq and is a predicted model, not a curated record. Gene Ontology annotation, cellular component: plasma membrane. NCBI's taxonomy places the organism in Eukaryota, Metazoa, Chordata, Aves, Anseriformes, Anatidae. The transcript is spliced from 2 exons. The coding region runs from base 100 to 429 and encodes 109 amino acids. Gene Ontology annotation, biological process: host-mediated suppression of symbiont invasion; response to interferon-beta; type I interferon-mediated signaling pathway.